UCCUGCUGCAGGGUUCUACACACUCUGACUCUAGUCUCACCGUGAGGAGGAACACUACCGAGAAAAGAAAAGAUGGCAGAAGUAGCACCAGCUGCAGCUCCAGCCGCUCCGGCCAAGGCCGCCAAGAAGAAGGCUUCUAAACCCAAGAAGACCGGCCCCAGCGUCGGGGAGCAGAUCGUUAAAGCCGUGGCCGCAUCCAAGGAGCGGGGCGGCGUGUCGGCGGCCGCCCUGAAGAAGGCUCUGUCUGCCGGAGGCUACGAUGUGGAGAAGAACAAGGCCCGCGUCAAGACCGCCAUCAGGAGUCUGGUGGCCAAGGGGACUCUGGUCCAGGUUAAGGGGACCGGGGCUUCCGGCUCCUUCAAGAUGAGCAAGAAGGCUGACACCAAGGUGAAGAAGCCGGCCAAGAAAGCCGCUCCUAAAGCCAAGAAGCCCGCCGCCGCCAAGAAACCCGCAGCGGCUAAGAAGCCAGCAGCCGCCAAGAAGUCCCCGAAGAAGGUCAAGAAGACCGCAGCGGUCAAGAAACCCACCAAGAGCCCUAAGAAGGCCACCAAGAGCCCCAAGAAGGCUCCCGUCAAGAAAGCUGCCAAGCCCAAAGUAAAGAAGGCACCCGCAGCCAAGAAGGCCCCCGCCAAGAAGGUUGCCAAGCCUAAAGCCAAGAAGGCAGCACCCAAGAAGAAGUGAGCUGCUCUGGGUCUGAAACAUGGAAAACUAUUUCAAAAAGGCUCUUUUAAGAGCCACACACACUUUCACUAAAGACCUGAUUCCUGCUCAACAUUAUUUGACGUGUUGAUUAGCCAAUCAAUAACCCAAUACACCAAACCACUGUUUCUUAAAAUGCCAUUUAAAAAAAAAAAGAAAUUCAUUAUCCCACAUCAAUGUCAAUAAGCCCUGAAAGAUUCCUACAGACGACUUACUAGUGUAUCAAUGUACAUGGGCCUAUUUACUGAGAGAAGGGCCAGACAACAGGAGUAGUAGUAAUAACGCAUAUAGAGCUGACAACUCCUUUGCUUUGACUUUUGGCCUGUCACUACAUUUUUUAAGGUUUUAAAAUUAUUGUCAAUCGAUGUGGUGCCGAACAGAAAACCAACUUAACUAAAGGAACAGAUGCAGAGAGCUAUAUAUAUAUAUAUAUAUAUAUAUAUGUGUGUGUGUGUGUGUGUGUGUGUGUGUGUGUGUGUGUGUGUGUGUGUGUGUGUGUGUGUGUGUGUGUGUGAAAUUAGGCUGAAACCAUAAAAAGGCUGCCAUGAAAUUUACUGAAUAAUGACAAAAUAGAAAAGAAAUGUGUUUCAUCUACAUUUUUCAUCAUUUACAUUCUGAGUGUAAUAAAGCUGUCAAUACUAA
Messenger RNA from Lates calcarifer (barramundi perch), 1341 nucleotides. Its product is annotated as histone H1. NCBI's taxonomy places the organism in Eukaryota, Metazoa, Chordata, Actinopteri, Centropomidae. The transcript has a single exon. Gene Ontology annotation, molecular function: DNA binding; structural constituent of chromatin. Bases 73 to 681 code for a protein of 202 amino acids. The record is from RefSeq and is a predicted model, not a curated record. Gene Ontology annotation, biological process: nucleosome assembly. Gene Ontology annotation, cellular component: nucleosome.